Molecule: messenger RNA, 1306 nt
Organism: Andrographis paniculata
Lineage: Eukaryota; Viridiplantae; Streptophyta; Magnoliopsida; Lamiales; Acanthaceae
Product: ranBP2-type zinc finger protein At1g67325
Exons: 10
Coding region: 151-999 (282 amino acids)
Source: RefSeq, a predicted model, not a curated record
AUAGCGAGAAAAUCCAUUUAUCUCGUCCCCCUCUCUCUCUCAGGAAUCCUCUCUGGCCAGCGGCGAAACCCUCAGAUCGGUGAGGGAAGGAUCUUCUCGUUCCUCGAUUUCCAUCCGUCAAAGUAAUUCGUGUUGCCGUUAAUUUUCGCUAUGUCUCAGGUUGAUAACAGAAAUUCUUCGGCAGCUAAACGUGCCCGUACUGAUGGAGGACGCAGGGAAGAUGACUGGACCUGCCCUAGCUGUGGCAAUGUGAACUUCUCAUUUAGGACGACCUGUAACAUGCGAAACUGCACUCAACCAAGGCCUGCUCAUCACAACACUAAACCUGCUGUUAGACCUAUGGAAGCACAAGGCUUCUCUCCUGCAGCUCCUUAUGUAGGUUCUGGUGCACCCUCCUCAAUGUAUAUGGGUUUACCUCCUUAUGGAUCUUCACUAUUUGGAGGGACAUCUAUCGCCCCAUAUGAUAUGCCAUUCUCAGGGGGCUCUGCAUAUCAUUACAAUUAUGGAAGCCGUCUCUCUGGGGGAAGUCCAUAUCGCCCCUUGCAUUUUUCUGGGCCCCCUCCAUAUGGAGGUGGAUCAAUGAUGGGUACUGGUGGAAUCUAUGGCAUGCCACCUCUCAUGGAUCGAUAUGGUCUGGGCUUGCCUAUGAGCCCCACCAUGGGUCCAAGACCUGGUUUUUUGCCCGAGGACAAAUCUCUGAAGAAAGCUGGUGAUGCAACUCGUGACAAUGACUGGACAUGCCCCAAAUGUGGAAAUGUCAAUUUUUCAUUUAGAACGGUUUGCAACAUGAGGAAGUGCAACACACCUAAGCCUGGAUCUCAGGGAGCUAAAUCAGGCAAGAGUUCAAAACCAGACAUGCCAGAUGGAAGCUGGAAGUGUGAGAAAUGCAACAAUAUAAAUUAUCCUUUUAGGACCAAGUGCAACAGACAGAACUGUGGUGCUGAGAAACCUAUUGACUUAAAAAAAUCUCCAUCUGCUGCUGACGAGGAUGAUCAGUGAGUUCUAGGCAUGUUUGAGAAGGUCCAGAGUCUUCGUCCAGCUUGCUCAAUGUGGGUGUAUGAAAGUCAGUCAUGUCGUCAUCUCCUGUUGCAGCGAUUGUCAAAUACACUGCUUCACUGUUUGUGUCAUGUUUUUGUAUUAACUCUUAACGGUAUCAUGUGUCUUUAUCCUUGAAAAUUUACAUCCUGUGUCUAUGAGGUUGUGCUUGCCAGACAUCUAAUUACUCAGUUAUGUUUUAGGAUCGUGUACAUUUUCAAAUCUCAUUAUGGAGGUGCGAUAAUGUGCAAAUGGAGUUAUAUAUUUUUCA